Messenger RNA from Cutaneotrichosporon oleaginosum, 1771 nucleotides. RefSeq lists its product as uncharacterized. Gene Ontology annotation, biological process: DNA-templated transcription. Lineage: Eukaryota; Fungi; Basidiomycota; Tremellomycetes; Trichosporonales; Trichosporonaceae. Gene Ontology annotation, molecular function: DNA binding; zinc ion binding. The record is from RefSeq and is a predicted model, not a curated record.
CGCCAGUGUCUGCCGGGUUCUGACAAGAUGUGCCAGUCGUGCGUUGAUUACGGUGACGAGUGCACCUAUGAUCGGCCGAAGGGGAAGCGCGGGGUGAGACGCCGAUUUGUGCUCAUUGACAGCACUAAUAGCAGGCUCCCCCGAAAGCCCUACGACACCUGAAGAAAACCAAAUGCAAAGAACUGCCAAAGGGCCUUGGUCAUGAGCAGAUUCUACACCUCGUCAACGCCUGGCACACAACCGUGUACCCCAUGUACCUUUACUUCUCGUGGCCCCACUUUCGCAGUGACGUUCAUGCGAUGCGGUACGAGCACGACCACGCUUUUCGCUCGACGGUGCUUGUCAUGUGCGCGAUAGCCGCUGCCCGCAUUCGCGACGGCGCGUACAACGUUGCUUCCGGCGACCGUGUGGCUGCUAACUACAUCCCGGUUGACCCGGAUGUUCUGCGCACCGCGGCUGUCGCAUCUUUAGUCCCUCUGCCUCCUCACCGCCCCCUUGAGUUUGAGGAUCUGCGCGCCGCGAGCCUUCUGCACGUGCUCGGACAGCAGAAUGCUGACAUCGAGCUUGUCCAGCUCUCCCUGGCGCGGUAUCACGGCAUCUCAGCGUGCUUCAAGUUCCAUGACGAGCGGUUUUGGCCCGCAGAUUUGGAGGAGUGGCAGCGGGAGGAACGGCGUGCUUUGUUCUGGUCAACGUACACUUCGGACGUAUUCAUCUCGCUGCUGUGGGGACGGAUGAUUCUGCACCGCGCCUCACAAUGCCACGUAAAAUAUCCAAGCUCGCGGCUUGACGGUGCCGAUGUGGAUGGGGCAACACAUUGGAUCGUGGGCUGGAAUACCGUCACCGAUCUCUACCGUAUUCUCCACCGCAUCAUCGACACGGAAGAACACCAGACAGGUCGGACCCUGGCUGGCCCACCGCAGUUGCCACUUGACUUCGAGGAGUCGGCUGUUUGUCUCAGCACCGCAUGGCCGGCGGUGCGCUCGCUCGUGGACACCUUACCCCCGCAGCUGCGCGAGUGUCCGCCGCUGACAGGCGAGCUUUAUCGCGACAUUUACGGCUAUACGGCGGCCAAUCUACUUGUGACGCAACAGGCGGUGCGCAUGGCGAUUGCGUGCGCCUCUGCCUUGUCGAUGCUGGAACGAUGCGCAGUCGCGGGCGAGCUGCUCGACACACUGGCUAGCAUCCCCCCCGCAUACAUGCAGGGUAUGUCGGCGCCAUUCGUGCACCAGCUCGGCGCAGUCGGCUCUCUCCUGGGACGUGUCGUACAAGGUCCUCUCACGGUGAGCGCGUACAUUCAUGUGCGCCAGGUACUCCUCACCUUCGGCAACAUUCUGUCGUAUCACGAGAGCAGCCUCAAAUACUCGGGCGGCAUCGCCGAGCGGCUCUUCAAGCACGUUGGGCGUAUCGACGCGUUCAUGCAGGCCAAGGCGAGCGGGCGCAACCAGGAGAUGUUGCAAGAUGCGAUUGGCGCACAGCGCGGCGCGCGGAACGCCGAGAGCAGGCCCGCGCUGCCCCCCACCGGGCCGCCAACCCUAUCGGUGCCCCAGCCGAGCGCAACACUGAGCGGGACCAGCGAUCAGGAGAUGUUCACCAUUCCCGACGAUCUCACCCAGGAUUGGAUGUUCCCGCAGGAUCAGGCGCUCUUCGCUUCGCUUCCCGUGGUCCUGAGUGAAGGUGUGUAGUAUGAUGAAGACCAGUGACCGCCAUCAGUGGAUGACGGAUGUCCUGCUAGCGAAGGUGUGGCGCAGGCGUCUCACAGCAUCACGUCAGC